UGGCGUGGGGUGAAAAAAAAAAUCGAUAUCGCGCUUUGACCUUCGGGAGUUGUAGUUCGUUUCCAGACAAAUGAGCAUCCGACUUCCUCAGGAGAAUGGACAGAGGAAAACUACACAUCCCAGCAUGCCUUUCGGCUUCGGCCUUGGCCGUACUAUUAAUAGUGGGGGCGGAGAGGCGAACUUCAGUGAUGGCUGCGUCUGACCAAUAGAGAGCGCUGUUGCCGGCCCUGGCCGCGCGUGGAGGGCGGGCCGUUGGCGAACAGCCAAUGGGGUGAGGGCAAGGCCGGUGGGCGAGAGGAGGGACAGCUGGCGUCAGGUUGGGCUGAGGUGCGGGAGAAUGUGAAAACUUUCCCAGCCUACUGGCUGUGGGAGGUGGUGCUGCUGCUGCUAUUGCAGCAAUUGGAGGCUGGGAACUGUGGAUCGGGAUCAGGAUCGGUUAGUCGUUCUUCAUAGCCUCGGGACUAUAUGAAAGAAUCCAGUUUGUAUGUGCGGCUCCGGUUCCUGUUUCUCGCGCCGUGCCUUCAGAUCCUUAACCAAAGUCCAUCUCUGAAACUUACUGAAGCACCUAUUGGCGAGAUCAUCUUUACUUUGAGCUGCUCGUCCACUGAAGGUAUAGAUGGCAAUGAGUAAUGUGCAGUGUGAAGAACUGAACACGGACACGAGAGGGGCGCAAGAUGCACAGCUCUGACUGCAACUUUUACUGAUCCAUCACUGAAGAUGGUACACUGAAUUCUGAUUUUUUUUUUUAAAGUGAACUGUUCCGACGAUUAUAGGUCAAUUUCAUUUGUAAAUUGAAUUACUUCCAUCCUGGGCACCUUAUUAAUGCUUCACAGAAUUGACCAUAAUGUAAUGAAGUCGACUCGAUCUUUUAUUUAGAAAGUUUGCUUGUUUUCUGAAUGGAUAUGAGUGACAAAAAGAUCGUGCACGAAGAGCAAUCACAUUCCGGUGGUGCUUCAGGAUUCUCCAUCGAGUCUGCUAGGAGCAUGCAGUCUGAUGAUUUCUUUCCUAGAAAAUACAAAGUCAUUAAUGGUAACAUGGGACCUCCCAUUCUUUCUGGUACACCUUGCAAAUCUGACAACAGCAGUCAGCUUAAUGGCACACCUGCCAUGCCAAAGAUGGGCGUGAGGGCAAGAAUCUCUGAAUGGCCUCCAAAGAAAGAAUUUGCAAAAGAGGGAGUAAAUAGUAACCUAAUGACAUGGGAUAGCAGGUCAUUAGCCAGUUAUGAAAAUGUUUCCAUCAUGAGAGGUAAUCAAAAUGGACAGAAUGACCAAAGUGUUGAGGGUCUGCCUGAGGAGAACCCGGAUGUUACUGAGGACUUGGAAUUUGCAGAUGCGAGAUAUAUUUUUGGGGAUCUCUUCACUCGGUCCCCACACAGGGGCCUUCACCCAAUAAGGCAGAGGAGCAACAGUGAUGUUACGAUCAGUGAUAUAGAUUCUGAAGAUGUUCUUGACCAAAAUGCAGUAAAUCCAAACACUGGUGCCGCUCUUCAUCGUGAAUAUGGAAGCACUUCUUCAAUUGACCGACAGGGUAUAACUGGUGACAGUUUCUUUGCCAUGCUUCGAGGAUAUAGAAGUGAAAGCGAGGACCAGAGGAGCCCUGGUCCACUUGGGCUUAGUGAUCUGUUGCGCUGUGAUUCUGGAAUGUCACCCAGUCUACAAGCAGCAACUCAGAUUUCUCGAGCUGAAUUUGUCAGAGUUUCUGGAUAUGAUUAUGUGGAUAGUUCACUUUUUUUUUGCAAAGAUAGCGAAAAGGCAUUCAAACGGAGAUUGAAACCUGAAACAAUAGAGGCAUCUCUUUUUAGAAAAUUGAGAACUGCAAAAAGUGAACAUGAGGCAUUAAGGUUCUCUUUUGAGCAGGAAGAGAACAGACUGGAGAAAAGCAACCAGCUGUGGAUGUGUCAUAAGUGUUUUGCACACUAUGAUGUACAGAGCAUUUUGUUUAAUAUAAAUGAAGCAAUGGCAAACAGGGCUAAUGUAGGGCAAAGAAAAAACACAACCACUGGUGCAUCCGCAGCUUCACAACACCCAAUUCCAGGAGGUUACUCUGCAAACUGUGAGUCUCCAACGGGCAGCAAAGAGGAAUUAAACUCAAAGGAGAAUUUGGAUUCUGAUGAGGGAGAUGGGAAAAGCAAUAAUUUGACUUUGGCAUGCCCAUACUUCAGGAAUGAGAUUGGCGGGGAAGGGGAGAGACGCAUCGCACUUUCCAGGGCUAACUCUUGUUCAUUUACUUGCAGUGAAAGCUGCUCCUUUGAGUCCUCACUCAGUUCUCACUGCACAAAUGCAGGUGUGUCAGUAUUAGAAGUACCCAGAGAGAACCAAGCAAUCCAUCGAGAGAAAGUGAAGCGAUAUAUCAUAGAGCACAUUGAUCUUGGAGCAUACUAUUAUCGUAAAUACUUUUAUGGGAAAGUGCAUGUCUUCAAUUUUAAAACUACAGCCAGAUUAUUCAGGAGUGAAAUGGAGAAGCAAAUGACAAUGGACAGACAGUGGCAAACAUACAAAAAGCGAACGUGGGUGAACUACGAGAAUCGUUUAUACCUGUCUGGUGCAAGAGUGCAGAGAGAGAAAGUGGCCAAACCAUUGGCUUACGAGCUUUCCACUCUCAGAGGUGCUGUGCUAGAAGAUGCUGUGCCAUCCACAGCUCGACACGGCACAGCUCGAGGUUUGCCUAUGAAGGAGGUGCUGGAGUAUGUGAUUCCUGAGGUGAAUAUCCAGUGCCUUAGGGUAGCUUCAAAUUCUCCCAAAGUAAUGGAACAAUUGCUGAAACUCGAUGAACAAGGGCUGAGCUUCCAGCAUAAAGUUGGAGUCCUGUACUGUAAAGCAGGCCAAAGCACUGAAGAGGAGAUGUAUAACAAUGAGACAGGAGGCCCAGUGUUCGAAGAGUUCCUUGAUCUCCUUGGCCACAGGGUGAGAUUGAAGGGUUUCAACAAGUACAGAGCACAGCUGGAUAACAAAACUGACUCCACAGGAACUCAUUCUCUUUAUACUACGUACAAGGAUUAUGAAAUCAUGUUCCAUGUGUCAACGAUGCUUCCAUACACACCCAACAAUAGGCAACAGCUCUUAAGGAAGAGACACAUAGGAAAUGACAUAGUCACAAUUGUCUUUCAAGAGCCCGGAGCACUUCCUUUCACUCCCAGAAACAUCAGAUCCCACUUUCAACAUGUUUUUGUCAUUGUCAGAGUUCAUAAUCCAUGCACAGAGAAUGUCUGCUACAGUGUGGCUGUAUCCAGGUCUAAAGAUGUACCUCCAUUUGGCCCACCUAUUCCCAAAGGAGUCACCUUUCCAAAGUCAGCAGUAUUCAGGGACUUUCUUCUUGCCAAAGUUAUCAAUGCAGAAAAUGCAGCACACAAAUCUGACAAGUUCCGGGCAAUGGCUACCAGGACAAGGCAGGAGUACUUGAAAGAUUUGGCAGAAAACUUUGUUACCACAGCUACAGUUGACUCUUCGGUGAAAUUCAGUUUCAUCACCCUUGGGGCAAAGAAAAAGGAGAAAUCAAAGCCCCGGAAGGAUGCGCAGCUGUACAGCUUUGGAGCUAUUGUGUGGAAUGUCAUUGCUCGGGACUUUGGCCAGUCUAAUGAUAUUGAAUGUAUUGUCGGAAUCUCAAAUGAAUUCAUCGUUCUUGUAGAGCAAGACUCCAAAAAUGUGGUGUUUAAUUGCUCAUGCAGGGAUGUCAUUGGCUGGACCUCUGGUUUAAUGACCAUAAAGAUUUUUUAUGAAAGAGGAGAAUGCGUCCUGCUGUCUGCUAUGGAAAGCUGUGCAGAUGAUAUCAGAGAAAUUGUACAGAGACUUGAGUUAGUGACCAGAGGCUGUGAAACAGCAGAAAUGACUCUGAGAAGGAAUGGCCUCGGACAGCUAGGAUUCCAUGUUAACUUUGAAGGUAUUGUGGCAGAUGUUGAACCAUUUGGAUAUGCUUGGAAAGCUGGCCUGAGGCAAGGGAGUCGUCUCGUUGAGAUCUGCAAAGUAGCUGUGGCAACCUUGACCCAUGAGCAGAUGAUUGACCUUUUACGAACCUCUGUGACAGUGAAAGUAGUGAUUAUUCAGCCUCAUGAAGACGGAUCACCCAGAAGAUCCUUGCAAGAUGUGGAAAAUGUUCCACUAGCCCAAUCCAAUGUUGCUGAUGGCAGUCAGCAUUACCGAAACUCCCCCAGUAACCAGUCAUCUUCGAGUGAUCCAGGACCAAGUGGCAGCAGUCAUUGGAGACAGCAGUCUGGAUAUGAUGGGUGCCAAUCCCCUGUUUUACACGAUCAUCAAGGUUCAACCAGUGCUCUAACAGAAUAUGAUGCACCAAGAGAAAGAGAUGGCACUUUGGAGAGGACCAGAAGUGUUGAACCUAGAUGGCAUGUUCCAUCAACAAAAAUCCUGAAUUCCUACAAGGGACUGCAAAGGGAAAGCAUUGGCAAAGAGUCUCCAAAUAAGAUUUUACAUAUUACCGACAACAAUUGCUCAAGCCAUUCCAGCAGCAAUACUCUGUCCAGUAAUGCAUCCAGCAAUAGUGAUGAUAAACAGUUUGGUUCUGGUGACUUAAUGGAUCCAGAAUUGCUGGGCUUGACUUACAUUAAAGGGGCCUCCACUGACAGUGGAAUUGACACAGCUCCAUGUAUGCCACCCCCAUUGAUGGGCACGGUUCAUUUAACUGCCAACAGACCAGCUAUACAAAGCAGAGCAGACCAGAUGGUACAAUGGGUGGAUCAUUGUGAAGAUGGAGGGCCUGAAGAUGGACAAGCAAAAUCAUACAGCGUUCAUAACUACACUGCUGCAAUUUCUGCCAGCCUUGCUACCCAAGGAAGCACUGGUGAUCUCAGUGAGAUCUCCUCACAUUCCAGUGGUUCACAUCAUUCAGGAAGUCCAUCACCGCGUGUUUCUAAAACCAGUGGAUCACUUGAUGCCUCCAAGGUCUACAUAGUGUCCCAGAACAGCCCUCAACAAAUCCUGGGGUCAUUGUCUGGAUCCUACCAUUGCCAGGGUGCCAUUAAUAAAUAUGUCAUUGGCUGGAAGAAGCUGGAUGGAAGCCCCACACCAGAAGAGUCAGAGAUUGCAGACUGCAGAAGGAGACUGUAUGGUGAUGUAACAGAAAUAUCAAGUUCCAGUCAACAUGAGGCUUCAGCAGAGGAUCUGAACCCUAUCAGCAAACCCCAGCAAACAUUUACCAAGGAGGAAUUUCUGAAGCUGAUGCUGCCAGACAGCCCUCCUUUGGAACAAAGAAGAAGGAAGAUUUCUGUUUCUGGGAAUUUAUCACCAAGGAAGUCUUUGUAUCGCACGCUCUCUGAUGAAAGCAUUUGCAGUAAUCGGCGAGGCUCUUCGUACAACAGCUCCCGAAGUUCAGUGCUUGAACAGGCACUGCCAAAUGACAUCUUGUUUAGCACCACUCCACCAUACCACUGUACUCUACCCCCACGUGCCUCACUCAGCCCCUGCUCCACUGGCCUACGAACUGAAUUCUGGUUCUCUGAUGGAUCUUUAGUGGAUAAGUCGAGGUUUACAGAUCCUGGCUUGAUGCCUCUUCCAGAUACUGCUUCUGGAUUAGACUGGUCGAACCUUGUAGAUGCUGCACGAGCAUUUGAAGUGCAUCUUUGCGUAAAGAAAUUUGAAGCUAUGUUAAUGGACCAUCAGGAGAAAGCCAUCUCUUCCAGCAUUUCUCAUUAG
Molecule: messenger RNA, 5642 nt
Organism: Rhincodon typus (whale shark)
Lineage: Eukaryota; Metazoa; Chordata; Chondrichthyes; Orectolobiformes; Rhincodontidae
Product: signal-induced proliferation-associated 1-like protein 2
Exons: 19
Coding region: 897-5642 (1581 amino acids)
Biological process (GO): activation of GTPase activity; regulation of small GTPase mediated signal transduction
Cellular component (GO): cytoplasm
Molecular function (GO): GTPase activator activity; protein binding
Source: RefSeq, a predicted model, not a curated record